Mytilus trossulus (common blue mussel) is the source of this 1299-nucleotide messenger RNA. RefSeq names its product glyceraldehyde-3-phosphate dehydrogenase-like. Gene Ontology annotation, molecular function: NAD binding; glyceraldehyde-3-phosphate dehydrogenase (NAD+) (phosphorylating) activity; NADP binding. Gene Ontology annotation, cellular component: cytosol. Gene Ontology annotation, biological process: glucose metabolic process; glycolytic process. Bases 113 to 1120 code for a protein of 335 amino acids. Lineage: Eukaryota; Metazoa; Mollusca; Bivalvia; Mytilida; Mytilidae. The transcript is spliced from 10 exons. The record is from RefSeq and is a predicted model, not a curated record.
GAUAAGUCAAGAGAACACCCGGAUGUCCAAAUUUGGAAUGUUGCGCAUGCUCUAUUCCUUCUGGACCUUUCAGCUACCGGCGUCGCAAGUACAGCUCCUUUAAGCCACCAGUAUGACUCUCAAAGUAGGAAUCAAUGGAUUUGGACGUAUUGGACGUCUGGUGAUGAGAGCUGCCCUAGACAAGGGGGUAUCAGUUGUAGCUGUUAAUGAUCCUUUUAUUGACCUUGAAUACAUGGUGUACAUGUUUAAAUAUGAUUCCACACAUGGUCCCUUUAAAGGAACAGUUGAAGCAAAGGAUGGAAAACUUGUCAUAAAUGGAAAUGCUAUUACUGUAUUUGGAGAGAGAGAUCCAACAGCUAUCAAAUGGGGAGACGCUGGUGCAGAAUAUGUUGUUGAGUCUACUGGUGUCUUUACAACCAAAGAUAAAGCAUCUGCCCAUUUUAAAGGAGGUGCCAAGAAAGUUGUUAUCUCAGCACCAUCAAGUGACAGUCCUAUGUUUGUAAUGGGUGUCAAUGAGGAAAAAUACACAAAAGAUCUUACUGUUGUCAGCAAUGCUUCCUGCACAACCAACUGCUUGGCUCCUCUAGUUAAAAUUAUCAAUGAUAAAUUUGGUAUCGUAGAAGGAUUAAUGACCACAGUUCACGCAAUGACCGCUACACAAAAGACCGUUGAUGGUCCAAGCAUGAAGGACUGGAGGGGAGGCAGAGGUGCAUCCCAAAAUAUCAUCCCAUCCUCAACAGGAGCAGCUAAAGCAGUCGGUAAAGUCAUUCCAGAACUCAAUGGUAAAUUAACAGGAAUGGCCUUCAGGGUACCAGUUCCAGAUGUGUCAGUAGUAGAUCUAACAGUUAGACUAAAGAAUGGUGCAUCUUAUGAUAACAUUAAGGCCGCCAUUAAAGCAGCAUCUGAGGGUCCAAUGAAGGGUGUUAUGGGAUACACAGAAGACGAUGUUGUCUCUGAAGAUUUCCGUGGAGACAACAGGAGUAGCAUUUUUGAUGCCAAAGCUGGAAUCGCUCUUAAUGAUAACUUUGUAAAACUUGUUUCAUGGUAUGACAAUGAGUAUGGAUACAGCUGUAGAGUGAUUGAUCUAUUACUACACAUGAAUAAAGUAGACAGUGCAUAGACAGUCAACAUUAUAAAUCCCUUUGCUUUUAAUAUGAACAAACUGAAUUCCUUGGAUGGACAUGUUUUAGUGCUAAUUGUUGGGUGUUUACUUUCCACUUUUGGAAAUUUGUUUUUGUUUACAGACCUUAGGUCUUUUUACUCCUAAUACAACUGACAUAAUAAAGUAUAAUUUAUUAA